AUGGCGGACAGCACAAACAACGAUGCGCUCGUGCGCUCAGAAGACCCCAAUCACCCCGCAAACCUCAUCUGCAGCCUCUGCAGGAACUUCUACGACCAUGGCUGGGUAACCGGCACCGGCGGCGGCAUCUCCAUCCGCCACGCCGACCAUGUCUUCCUCGCCCCCUCUGGCGUACAGAAGGAGCGCCUAGCGCCCGAAAACAUGUUUGUCAUGGACUUCACCACCAAGGAGUACAUUCGGCGGCCACUGGAGCUCAAGCCAUCAGCAUGCACGCCGCUGUUCAUGGCGGCUUUCACGAAGCGUGGUGCGGGAGCGUGCAUCCACACGCAUUCGCAGGCGGCGAUCAAGGCGAUACCGAAGCCGAGUACGGGAGGGUAUUGCGGAUAUUUUGAUACAUUGACGAUACCGAUUAUUGAGAAUACGGCGCAUGAGGAGGAUCUGAGGGAUAGCUUGGAGCAGGCUAUGAAUGAGUAUCCCGACACAUGCGCGGUGCUGGUUAGGAGACAUGGAGUUUAUGUGUGGGGUGACACUGUCUGGAAAGCCAAAACACAGUGUGAAAGUCUUGAUUAUCUUUUCCAGCUCGCUGUCGAGAUGCACAAGCUCGGACUGGAUCCAGCAGGCCCCAUUGCACCCGUUGAGGAGUAG
This is a messenger RNA of Morchella importuna, 645 nucleotides long. RefSeq lists its product as uncharacterized. The coding region runs from base 1 to 645 and encodes 214 amino acids. The transcript is spliced from 7 exons. Gene Ontology annotation, molecular function: methylthioribulose 1-phosphate dehydratase activity; metal ion binding. Gene Ontology annotation, cellular component: cytoplasm. The record is from RefSeq and is a predicted model, not a curated record. NCBI's taxonomy places the organism in Eukaryota, Fungi, Ascomycota, Pezizomycetes, Pezizales, Morchellaceae.